Polychytrium aggregatum is the source of this 2953-nucleotide messenger RNA. Its product is annotated as periplasmic binding protein-like I. Lineage: Eukaryota; Fungi; Chytridiomycota; Chytridiomycetes; Polychytriales. The record is from RefSeq and is a predicted model, not a curated record. The transcript is spliced from 22 exons. Gene Ontology annotation, molecular function: G protein-coupled GABA receptor activity. The coding region runs from base 1 to 2625 and encodes 874 amino acids. Gene Ontology annotation, cellular component: G protein-coupled receptor heterodimeric complex; membrane. Gene Ontology annotation, biological process: gamma-aminobutyric acid signaling pathway; G protein-coupled receptor signaling pathway.
AUGGCCCCCCGUAGAUCCAUUGUGGUCCUCUUGGUCGCGCUUAUCGGGAUCUCACUCGUUAGCGCUGUUCGCGUCCACAACAAGACUCGCAAUACGAUAUGCAUCGGAAUCACGACCAUGCCGAGAUACCCGAGCGGCUUUGCAGCCCAGCUUGGCCUCACGGCCAAUAUGGCUGCAUAUACCGCCAUCGAUGUUGUCAACAAUGACUCGACUAUUCUGCCGGAUGCUACAUUGGUCCCAUUUGAAGUGGUCUCGUACGGCGUCCCUGGUCUCGGUACACUGGCUAGCUACACCAUGGCUGCUCACAAUUGCACAAUCAUCAUCGGCGACCCGUCCAGUGGAUCAAACAUUCAAUCGGCGGUCAUGAGUGGCUACGAGAAGGUUCCCCAAAUCUGCGGCAACUGCGGUAGUCCAGUCUUGUCCAACCCACCCAUCUAUCCAUACUUCUUCCGAACCUUUUACAUGGGUUUUGUGGGAGGCGUCGUGUCUGUCGUCCGUGGGUUCGGCUGGGGCAAGAUUGCGAUUGCAUACUCGCUUGAUGUGCUCUCCAGUAGCGUGGCCCAGUGGAUUGUCAACGACGCCGCAGCCUACAAUAUUGAGAUUCUCACGAUCCAAGCCUUUCAAAUCAGCGGCAGCGCAUAUGGCAACACUACUGCCAUGCAACAAGAAAUGAUUCCUAUCUAUCAAUCCAUCAAGGCUUCGAAUGCCAGGAUCAUUGUCCUUAUAACAAGCGCCGAUAUCAUAGACUGGGUAUUCUACGGUGCAGUAUCGUAUGGGUUCAAGGGAUCCCAAUAUGCAUGGUGCAGCACACAGCCGAUGGGUAGCUCUGGAAUGAACAGCACCCAAAUCGACAGUGCCUAUGGAAACGGAACCCAUGUGUUCUCAAGAAGUGUCCUUGUUCCAAACUUCUACAUGUACUACAACUACAACACCUCAAUCUUCCGAACUUUCAACACAACAUACCGCUCCGAGGUUGCUUACAGAUAUCCUGGCUCGGCCGCUUCGAUCACUUCGUGGCUCUCGGCUGACGGUUCGGUUCCCUUCGAUACAGCUGUGCGCGUUUACGAUGCCACCUUGGCAAUUAUCCACACAUGGGACAGGAUCUUGAACCAGCUGGGCCUCGAUGCGAGCUACAUUCCGCAACUGACAAAGCAGGGCGUCUUUACACCCGCUGAAGUCACGAACACCCAGUAUCUGGGAAUUGGAACACUCCCCGUCUCGUUUGAUAACACCGGAAGUGAAAUAUUUACGGGCGUUAUCCUCCAGAAUUACGGCCCAACAAUCUAUGCGCCCGCAUAUAACAUGGUGGCAAUUGGAACCUACACCGCGACUGGAAUCAAUCUCACCAUGACCCCAGACUGGACGACAAGCAAUGGACUCCCACCCUUGGACCACCCACAGUAUGCCCCGGAUCUGUUCAUGUUCUGGAACGCGGAUAGCGGAACCGACAGCGUUGCCAUCAUCUUUGGCGUCCUCUAUGGCAUCCACGUCCUCGCGGCCUUUGCUUCGUUCUUCAUGGUGAUCGUCAAUCGAAACAAGUCUGAGAUUUCCCGGACCGGACUGGUCUACUACAUGGUGGUGACGUUUGGAACACUGCUCGUUGCCAUCGAGGGUCUGUUUGACCUGUCGGGAUCCUCUGUGGUGUGCGAGCUCGACGCCUGGCUUCUUGGCCUUGGAAUCACGGCUGUCUUGAGCAUGGUCAUGGUCAAGAUCGGCCGAGUGUUCCGGAUGGGACGAAACAAGAAGUUGAUGGAGCGACAGUACAAGAACGCGCACUUCCUGAUCUCGUUUGCCGUCACAUGGACGAUCCAAAUUAUCCUCCUCAUCGUCUGGGCCGCCACCCAGUCUUCAGCCAUGACAACCACCUACACCGACACCACCUACAGCUACCAGUGUGUCAACACUCUCGGCAAUCCCACGGGCAUCACUAUUGUGCUGUACAUUUACAUCGGGCUCUUGGUUUUGGGUAGCCUGGUUAUCGGAUUCUGCCGCAAACAGGUUCCUCCCGAGGAGGACAGGGAGGCCACAUAUGUGGUGAUGGCGCUGCUCAACAUGGGGCUGUGCAUGGGUCUCGAGCUAUGGCAGGUCACCAACACCAACAUGCCUGUGCGGAUGAGAUCGCUCCUCCGGCUGAUCAUCCAGUGGAUUGGCCUCUUUGCCACCCAGAACCUCCUCGUCACCCUCGACCUUCUCCAUGCUGUUCGCAGCGAGAAAGGAUCAGACACCCAUAGUAUCAGCACGACCCGCGGGGGAACGACAACCAAGAAGCCUCUGUUGCGCCCGCAGAACACACAAAGUGUUAGCAAUGUUGAUCUCUUCACCAGCGCAGACGUCAUUUGGUGCAAGAAAGGUAUUUUUGGCCAAUGGAGCCAGGCCAGCAUCCAAUUUUGCAAAUACUACAAGCCCUUCCUUAAGGUUACGGACGAGGGCGACAAGGGAUGUGGAUUCCAUGUCCCUCUCAGCAAGAUCUCCGGAGUGGACAUGCACAUGGUCGAGACCGACUCCUUUGUGGCUACUCUCGACGGGUCCAAGUACACAUUCCAGACCGAGAACGGGGACAUUGCAUCCAAGUUCACGUCGCUCCUUGGAACCCAAAAGCCAACUCCUGGAAGCGGCACCGUGUGAUAAAUUACAUGUCUCUCGUCUGCGCUGCAUCAAACGCACUUUGAAUUACUCGGCGUUUGAUCGCAGUUUCUCCCUUAUCACUCUUCGAGUUCUUCUCCGUUUAUCAUCUCUUCUCGACUGUGCUCGGCAUGAUAUGUAUGCUGGUGCGACUCAAUGAUGGAUUGCCCGUUUCUUUUUGGAGCUCGAAAGCGAUGUUAUCGAGCUUGGCAACUUGCAUUUCGGCACUUUAUGAUUGGUGGCCAGGAUCGCCACUUUGCACAAUACGCAGACCAGCAAAAGUCCGCUUCAAAUACAGUCCAUCCAGCAAGAAACGGGACGGUCACUUUCU